Molecule: messenger RNA, 1898 nt
Organism: Amorphotheca resinae ATCC 22711
Lineage: Eukaryota; Fungi; Ascomycota; Leotiomycetes; Helotiales; Amorphothecaceae
Exons: 2
Coding region: 203-1747 (514 amino acids)
Biological process (GO): Golgi to plasma membrane protein transport
Cellular component (GO): trans-Golgi network
Source: RefSeq, a predicted model, not a curated record
GAAUGAUUGCAAUGUCGUUGUCGAAUGGUUGAUGGUUGAUACAUAAUGGAGGAAAGACGGCGGACGAGGAUGAAGGCCACGUGAAGACGUAACCAUGGCAACGCUUCCGACGGGAUGACCCCUCUCGCUCCAUAAGCGAGAAUUCAAUGACCAUGGACUCCAGCUGGCGCAGCGGACGAACCCCUCUACAGAUGUAGCUACCAUGUCGAUGUUCACUGCUCAGGUCCAUCCAGGACAGGCUUUAGGGUUCCUGGUCCUGGGAGCCUCACUUCACGAUAUCCUCACACGUCUCAAGGCCGAACCCCAGCGAUUUCCGAAGCUCGACGUGAUCUACGAACCUACCGCGCCAGUUCGAGAGCCUGUCAUUCUCAACCUUCCAACAAAUGGCAUCCGCUUACGAUUUGAUGGUCCUGAUCAACGUCUACGACUCAUCGAAGUGUUAGAUUUCACAAAGAACAAGCUCACAUACAAAGAUAGGGAUGUCCUGCGCCCAGCAACAACAGCCCCCGGAGGGCCCUCAGAGAACCCCUCGGGUCCUACGUUUAAGCACAUCUACAAGAACCUCAUAGGUCCUACGUUUCCUGGCGAAUACAUUCAGCCGGAGACAGGCAGCGAGUCUGGAAUGGGACUGUAUGUUCUAUCAUAUCCUGGGAUCGCGUUCUCUUUCCCAAUGCACAGCUCGUCGUGGUCGCCUGGAAAAGACGUCGUUUCGCUCCUCUCGUCGUCCGCUGGCCACCCUGCUGCAUCCAUGGCGAUUUUCAGUGGUGAUUCUUGGGCCGAUGCCAGAGAGAAUCUCUACACUCAGACCUUAGAUCCCCUCAAAAGCUUUCCUCCAUUUGCGAAGAGUCGCGAACCAGUCCCUGACGAAGUGAGUCUCGUACGUAUUUAUGGGGGAGGCCGUCUAGAGUUGGUCCGUCCGUCGAGCAAUGGUCCAUUCUGGAUGCAGCUUGGCGAGACAACUCAACAACAACUCGUAGCAGAGUUGGGUCCUCCUGAUGCAAUAUAUCGGAAGAAUGAUCAGAGGAUGUCUAUUCACAAGAAUCGGUCUGGCGGGAGCACCGGACGACGAGAUGGCAGCGAACACAGACAAGAUGAUUCCACGGAUACGGAUCAGUCGUCAGCGCAUACAGCAACGGACGAUUCGGAGAAUGACGAUGAAGAUGAAGAGGUUGUUGGAAACCUCUCAGGAGAAUGUUUCUAUAAUUACUUCUACCGUGGCUUCGACAUUCUGCUCUCUACUCCUACCACACCCUCACAACGACCUCCCUCCAAGGAAAGUAUUGGUUCCAGCGAUUCUGGCGACGCCGUUCCAACGGAUGCAUCCCCGCGCCUCGUUGCUUCUAAACUUAUCCUUCAUGGCAACGUUCCUGGUUCAUAUCCGUUCAAUCGACACCGAAGAUGUAGAUGGGAGAUUGAAUAUUUGAAUGAGAAGGGAGAAGAUAUUGUCAACUCCGAAUCACCAUUUAAGGAUAUUGAACGCCGGCUGCAGGAUGAAUGGAAGAGUAUCUACAGGAAUGCCGAGGAAGCGAAACAGUACCAACGGGGAAUGGUAUUGAAUCGCGACUGGGGAGAUAAUCCGGGUAGCAGCUGUGAAUUACUUGGAGGGUGGGAAGACAGUGUCGGUGGAACGAGGGCUGACACUGGGGAGAGACCCAAUGGGCUGGGCAACACCACCCUAUUUGGGUUUCCGGGUCUGGUGUUUGAGGUAUUGAAGAACGGCGCCGUGAGCGGGGUUACAAUUUUUUGAACUACUGAAACUUAUUAGACAAUUUGGGUGUUUCUUGGGUAGGGACCGGCAGAGGAGUUAUCAAGACUUGGAAUAUACGGAUAGUAUAUGGGAGUUGUCUAAUUGAUGAGACCAAGAAUAUAUACCCCUCAUAAACAAUGAUUUACCUGCC